Molecule: messenger RNA, 549 nt
Organism: Xenia sp. Carnegie-2017
Lineage: Eukaryota; Metazoa; Cnidaria; Anthozoa; Malacalcyonacea; Xeniidae
Exons: 4
Coding region: 130-549 (139 amino acids)
Source: RefSeq, a predicted model, not a curated record
AGUCUCAAGCUUAAAUAGAUGAAUAGCAUCAAUUGACAAAACGGCUUAAAUAGAUGAUAAUCAUCAAUCCAAGGGAAACUCCGUAACUAUCCAAAUUCAAUACGUUUUGCGCACCCGCGAAAAGUUAACAUGGCGGAAAAACGACCAAAACCGUGUAAAAAGAAGAAAUCCGAGACUCUGGAGAAAGUUCUGAAUGAUGGUUUAGCCUUGUUGGCGAAAGAAAAAGGAUCAAAAUGUCGGGGGAAAAAGCCUUCUCAUUUUCGCUUAGUGCAAGUUGGUUGUAAGAGGUUGACCCACACGCCUUACCGCUGCCGUCAAGGAUCAAUUAAGCAAAAUGAUAACCAGCAGUAUGAUAGCUCUGUGGCUGAUGACUUUCAAGUAAAUGAUGAGCACAAGCAAACAGACGUUGAUAUUGAGCUAGAGAAUCUUAUAUUUGAAUGCAGAGGACUUUUGGCUUCAGAGAAAGAGGAUGCCAAGAAAUGGUCUGAUGCAUGGAAGAGCUUCAUUCUCUUUGGGAAAAUAAUAGAUCUACCAUAUUCGAAACCUUGA